AUGACCGUGAUCCCAAGGGGCGUUUUUGCCGGUGGGAAUCACGGCGAUGCUGCACUGAUUGCAGUGGCGACACUGCUCAUGUUGGCGCUGAUGACGAUGACGAUGCUGGCCUGGACGUCCUGCCUCGUAAUAGACGGCGAGCUGCUGCGCAGCCUGCCUCUGAAUGUCGAAGGGCAAGACACAGAUUUUGGAGUGCCCGGGACGCAGAAGUCUCUCCAGGAGUACCACAGCAUCUACGCCAACUCGAAAGCUUUCCGGGAAGAGAUUCCCAUGGAAGAGCUUGAGCGCAUUGGCAUCCUCGGCGAGGGCGGCUUCGGUGCUGUGUUCCUCUGCCAGCGAAAGAACGUCCCAGACAGAGAGUAUGCGCUGAAGCGGCUCUCGAAGGGAUAUAUCGUGCAGGCCAAUGCAGAGAAACAAGUCUGCGCCGAGCGAGACAUCCUCUCAAUGAUGGACAGCGAUUUCAUCAUCCGAUUCUUCGGCUCGUACAAGGACGAAGAGUAUGUGUACAUGCUGUUGGAGUUGGCACCCGGUGGCCACUUGUAUCAGCUCCUGUGUGACAAGCCGCAGGUGCUGCUUGCAGAUCGGCCACGAGGUUACGCUGCGAUGUUCUACUGUGCCUGUGCCAUCCUCGCUCUAGAGUACCUGCACGAGCGCCGGAUUGCCUACAGGGACCUGAAGCUGGAGAAUGUCUUGCUCGACAAGCGGGGCUAUGCCAAGCUUUGCGACCUCGGCUUCGCCCGCUUUGUCUUAGGGAAGACACAUACGCUGCUUGGCACACCCGAGUACAUGGCACCGGAGAUGAUCGAUCCGCCGCACGCCCACAAUCACAUGGUCGACUGGUGGGCCCUCGGGGUUCUGACUUUCGAGAUGCUUAGCGGACAGGCGCCAUGGGAUAGCAUGGGCAUUGAUGACAAUCCCAUGGGGCAGCUUUUGGCUUUGCGUGAAAGCUAUAACCAAGGACUGCCAGAUGGCUUCCUGCCCGCUUCGCUGAUCCUCGCAAGGGAUUUCAUCAAGAGGCUCCUGAUGGUCAACCCGCAAAAGCGGCUUGGACAGAGAGGGGCGGAAGAGGUGAAGUCGAGCGGAUGGUUCAAGUCCGGCGGAUUCACUUUCAAGGCCCUCAUCGCCCAAGAAGCACAGCCUCCAUACCAGCCGCCGCCAGCGACCUACUCCGAGGCGCCGAUGCCCAAGCCUGCGCAGGCAUCGCGCGAGAGUAUGUCGGAGGCCCGAAAUAAACUGUUCGUGAAGAGCCACACAGUGGACGACUGGGCUCGUGAUUUUUGA
Messenger RNA from Symbiodinium sp. CCMP2592, 1281 nucleotides. Lineage: Eukaryota; Dinophyceae; Suessiales; Symbiodiniaceae. The record is from the annotation of a GenBank genome assembly.